Coffea eugenioides is the source of this 2021-nucleotide messenger RNA. Its product is annotated as protein DETOXIFICATION 16-like. Lineage: Eukaryota; Viridiplantae; Streptophyta; Magnoliopsida; Gentianales; Rubiaceae. Gene Ontology annotation, cellular component: membrane. Gene Ontology annotation, biological process: xenobiotic detoxification by transmembrane export across the plasma membrane. The transcript is spliced from 8 exons. The record is from RefSeq and is a predicted model, not a curated record. The coding region runs from base 144 to 1631 and encodes 495 amino acids. Gene Ontology annotation, molecular function: antiporter activity; xenobiotic transmembrane transporter activity.
AUAUUCACCGCUACAAAUUUCAAACUAGCAAAGGCAAAUCCAUUUUUGUCUCUCCGCCUCAGAGUCCUGAGGGUGACUCAGUUUUGUUCUCUGUGUGUGUUCUGUGUGAGCCUUUUACAAGGCAUUCAAAGAAAGGAAGAAAAAUGCCGAGAGAACAUGAAGAACAAGCAAUCCUGAGUGCACCAUUGGUCGACACCUCUGAAAAAGUGGGGUGGAAGGGAGGAUUGUGUGAUCAAGAAAAUAGUUUUAACAAGAAAGAAAUUGUCGAAGAAGUUAAGAAACAGAUAUGGCUAGCGGGGCCUCUCAUCUGUGUCAGCCUUUUACAAUUCAGUUUACAGAUUAUUUCUGUGAUGUUUGUGGGACAUCUUGGAGAAUUAGCUCUAUCUGCUGCUUCGAUGGCCACAUCUUUUGCAUCCGUCACCGGUUUCAGCUUACUGAUGGGAAUGUCAAGUGCAUUGGAUACAUUUUGUGGUCAAUCAUAUGGGGCAAAGCAAUACCAUAUGCUGGGUAUCCAUAUGCAGAGAGCUAUGAUAGUUGUGUUACUCGUAAGCAUACCUCUUGCAGUGGUCUGGGGAAACACUGGUCACAUAUUAAAGUUUUUAGGCCAGGAUCCUCAAAUAUCAGACCAAGCUGGGGUAUUUGCCAAGUUCAUAAUCCCAAGCCUUUUUGGGUAUGGCCUUCUUCAGUGUCAUGUGAGAUUUUUACAAAGCCAGAACAUUGUCUUCCCAAUGAUGUUAACUUCUGGAAUCACAACAUUAUUGCACGUCCUUGUCUGUUGGCUUCUGGUUUUUAAGUCUGACCUUGGCUUCAAAGGAGCUGCUUUGGCGAAUGGCAUCUCUUAUUGGAUCAACCUUCUUCUGCUUGCAUUUUAUGUCAAAUUCUCUACUUCAUGUAAGAAAACGUGGACUGGAUUUUCGAAGGAAGCCCUGCAUAAUAUUCCCAAUUUCCUUAAACUUGGAAUCCCUUCAACUAUCAUGAUCUGUUUGGAGAACUGGUCAUUUGAGAUGACAGUUCUGCUUUCUGGCCUUCUUCCUAAUCCACAGUUGGAAACCUCAGUGCUCUCCGUCUGCCUUAAUACAGCUGCAACUGUUUGGAUGAUUCCUUUUGGACUUAGUUGUGCUGUGAGUACACGGGUGUCAAAUGAACUGGGGGCUGGUCAUCCAAGAACUGCACGUUUGGCAGUGUGUGUCGUCUUUUUCAUGGCCAUAACAGUGGGCAUUCUGGUUGGAUUAGUCCUCAUCUUGAUACGUAACGGUUUGGGAUAUGCUUUUAGCAAUGAGAAAGAAGUGGUAAACUAUGUAGCAAGGAUGGUGCCAUUACUUGCAACAUCAAAUAUAUUAGAUGGGCUCCAGUGUGUUCUCUCUGGUACUGUUAGAGGAUGCGGCUGGCAAAAGAUUGGUGCGUUCAUUAAUCUUGGAUCAUAUUACCUUGUGGGCAUUCCUGCUGCUGUCUUAAUAGCGUUUGUUCUCCACAUCGGAGGACAGGGCCUCUGGUUGGGGAUAAUAUGUGCACUGAUUGUCCAAGUACUGUGUCUUUUCAUCAUUACCUGGCGCACUAACUGGGCAAAAGAAGCAAAGAAGGCCUUGGAAAGAGUUCACGAUUCUAUAAUCCCUGUAGAGACUGUCUCCUGAAGCUUCAGGCUUUGUUCUGUUAUAGCAGCCGCACCACUUCUUGAGCAAUAUUGGUUAAUGCAAAGGUCAAGAUUUUGGAAGCAUGCAUCCUAGAAACAAUGACAAACCAAAAAGCAAGCUCACAAGGCCCUCAACUGAAACUCUCAGGUUUCUAGUUCAGCUCUGCACCACAGGCUUGCAGAGGCAGAACUAAAUGGUCUCGUAGUUUAUUGAUCAUGAUUGAAAAUCCUCCUUCCUUCAAGAAAGAAUUACAAAAUAACAGAAAGUUGUGCUCAGCCAUAUUAUGCCACCAUCGGUGGUGGUAUCUUUAGCAGAAAAUUUCUGAAGCAUUCUUCAGUGGAGUGCUGGUAGUAUAAAGUAAUCCGAUAAAAAGGGAUCCUAUUCUCCAUA